AGGGUUUGUCAAUACACAUGGGGAUAUGUCCUUAUAUGGGGUGUGAGUAGGCACACAGGUGUAGUGGUGUGUGUAUGACCGUGUGUGCAUCUGUGUUGCACCUGGGAGCAGAGUAUUUCUCUCUGUCGGCGUCUUCAGUAUAUGAUGCCCUUUGAUCCUGCGAAUGAACAGGAGGUUUCUGGCGAUUGACUGGAGGGUCUCAGCCAUCGGCAUGCUUGGAUGUGGUGAUAGUGAUGUCUUCACUCACAGUUUUGAUGCCCAUCUUUCGACAUCGUCAAACAGCAGUACAAAGGAGGACUGAUGUUCGAGAAGGAAACGACUAGUUAGCUGAUCAUUGGCUCUGGUGAUGACUUUAUUGGCGCCUGUGGCCUCAGGAACUAACAGGAUACAUCACUCGCGAGCUCUUGAUUACCUUGGCUUCAUCUUCUUCUAUUUAUAGACUUAAAAAAACCUACCUUAACACACCGCAAAGCUGGAUUUUCACUGUGAUCUUGUAUAAAUGUAAAUCUUUCGGAUAGUGGACAGAAAGCAUACGCCAUCCUGUCACAUCUUGGAUUUACGUGGGUGUUGCAACAGUCCGAGAGCUCGUGCAUCGUCUCAGCCGCCAAAUGAAGUGUUUCCGCAUGAAUGAUGGCGAACGGAAGGGUGAUCAAGGUCAGCGCUGGAUCGAUUUCAUUGGACCUGAGGAUGGAUGUUAGCUGACGUCAGCAAGCGCAAGUGGUUGUUACUCACGUUUCGUGCAUGUGGGCGCCCGCACUCAGUCCUGGAAACAAUGCAUUCGGGGUAAACUUUCAUCUGCAUUCGAAUCACAAAUGUUCUCCAGAGGAUGUAGUGCAACGUUAAAAAAAAAAUAAAAAAUCAAGGGAAAGAGAAAAUCCGGGUUUUUUUUCUUCAGAAUGUGAACUUUACUUGAAAAUAAGUAGCUUCUUUGUGUCGUAGAAGGCAUAAUAAAAUCUCAUCCAAUGUUCUGUUCGGAUGGCUUAAACAAAACUUCAAUUACACCAAAAAAAUCUUGGCAGAAGCUUUCAUUGGGGUUCAUUUUUGUGUGCGCAUACUCACUUGUGUGGACAGUAUCUGAAGAGUGAGCAGUGGUCAGUCCAAGGGGGUCUAGCCCAGGGGUUGUCGAUGCACGUCUUCGGACCCCCGGCCAUCACCGCCCACGUCGUCGGUCAAGUUCGUGAAGGUGGUGGAAGACGUAUGCACGGCGAUGGAGGAUUUACUGCGCUCGGUGUCGUCUGCCAUUUCGGACCGCUUCUACAGUUUCUUUUCUCUAACGGCAGCCGUGGCGUGUGAACCCACGGAGUGUGACGGCAACGUUGAUGCUUACGAGGAGGCAGAGGAGUGUGAUGGCAGUCAGGACUCGGACACGGAGAGCGACGUGGUGGAGGAACUCCAGACCAGGCUACAAGGUUUCUAUGGCAACGCCACCGCCACCAGCCGUCUGGCAGGCCCAGAUGGUGCUGCGCGCGCACUUCGCUGGUGAUGUGGGCUGCUUCCUGGCACGCUUCCUGACACCCGGCCUGGCGCUGCUGGAGCGCCUCCGACGACAGGUGUGCGAGCAUGCGAGUGACGUCGUAGCGGAGAGAGGUAGCUCGGUGUCGCCAGACAACUACUGGCCCCUGGCGGUGAACGAUGCCGUGCUCGUCCACCUGUGCGCACGGACGCUGUCGUCACAGCUGCACGUGGAAGGCGACUUCAUCUUCAGCUUGCGGCUGUCUCCAGACGAGGCCGAGGACCAGUCUCUUCCCUCCCUCGUCCUCUGCGUGCGCUCGCCAGAUGGCGUGACAGAGUUUCCUGUGGACGAGAGCGACUUUCGGCGAGCGUUCAUCAGCAUGGACUGGUUGACGCAUGCGCGGCAGGUGCCAGUCGGCAACCUGAAGCACGUGCUACGUCAGUGCCUCGUGGCUACCAGAGAUGUCGUGCAGCGUCUGCAAUGGGAGGAGACGCUGGCGCGGGGCCCGGAUUUCGGAGGUGUCGACGGGGUGAUGACCUGCAGUGGGAGUGAUAGCUUCUGCAGUGUUGAGGACAGCGGCAUCAACGACAGAAACAGAAGCAGUGACGAGGAAACGAGGGAUGGUGAUGGCGACAAGGAUAUGAAGUCGGAUGAGGUUGAUGAUGGCAAGACUGUGAACUCAGCUGAAGGUUGCCUUGUAGGAAACAGGGAUGUAGCAGGUUUGGAUACCGAUACUGAUCAACGAAAUGGGAGUGCAUCCAAUGUGGAACCUUCUGCUGAAGAUCCUGCUUUAUCCCGCUGCCCUCAGGAGCAAAGGAACAGCAGUUACUACCGACAGCGCAUUGUUACCUCCCCUGACACCAUCGCCCAACUGGAUUCUCAGCUUGUACAUUCAGGUGUUGCCAUCUUACCAGGUAGCAUUGAUGUGACAGGAAAGCGUGUUAUCUUCAUCUUUACCUGUAGCACCCUCUGGCACAACCGACAGAUUGUCAGCACAGAACUUGCUCGCCUUCUCAUGUACUAUCAUUCAAUACCAAGGAGAGAAAUAGUUUCUCAAGGAAUAACUAUUGUAGUGGACAUUCAUGGUGCUACAUCAUCAACUGUAAACAUUCUGCUGGAAUCACUUUAUUUAUUUAAGGAUAACGUUCCAAACAAGGUAGCUGUGAUUCAUAUCAUAACAGACAAACCUACCCAAUCUCUAGUGCUGAAGUCACCGGUCUACGAUCCCCAUUCUGGGCUCUGUUUAAACUUCCUGCUGUCACAAGAACUCCUGCUCAAGAUUAUCAGUCUGGACCAACUACCUCCUGCGCUGGAUGGCACUUUUCCUUACAGUCAUGAAGAGUGGGUGCGAUUUCGUGUGAAACUGGAACCCUUCCUGAGAAACUGCUGUGCUGUGGCGCAGUUUUUGGUGGAGGUCAUGCAGGAAUUGGCUAGUUCUGAUGUCCUGCCUUGCAGCACCCACAAGACACGUCAAAUCAUUGAGCGCCAUGAGGCUUCCGUCAAGUCUGCCUUUAAUGAUUCAAGACUCCUUGCCAUUGAAAAUGAUGGGGAAGCUAUCAUGAGCUCUCUCAGGCGUGAUGAGAGUAGCUGUUGUCAUUCUGAGGACUACAGGGAUGCUUUAGAAAAGGUAACCAGUCUCUACCAGGAACUGCAGGACACCAUGACCCAGUUAGCUUGUCUGGCAGACAAGCGACUGAAUCGGCUGGAGCAGUGUCUCCAGCUUCGAGGUUUUGAGGAAGAGUGUGAAAAGGUGCUGAGCUGGCUCCGAGAAGAUGGGCAAGUUAUGCUGACUCGUCACACUGUCACUGCCGACAACUUGAAGAGCGUCCGUAGUCAGCAGAAAGACUUUGAGAAGCUCUAUUUCAUGGCGUUGGUGUUGCAGACUUACGUCGAGAAAGGCAACGAUCUGAUCGAGGAGGCCGCCAUGUUGGCUCAGUCGGAGGCGUUCAGCGAGAGCGCCCUUGGCUACCGGGACACGGCGCGCCUGCUCAAGAAACAGCUGCAGCUCUUCUCCUCCCAACUGGAGGACACGCACGAGCGCAUCGAGGGCACGGCUCGUUGUUACAGUCUUCUGGAUAAGAGUUACGAGUGGGCUUUGGAGGCAAUGAAGUAUGUGGCCUCCAUGAAGAUGGAGCACUGUGCAAGUGGUUCUGGACUAAACAAACUUUUGACCAGCUUAGAACAGUAUCUCAAGCAGCACCCGCCAAUGUGUGAUGAUGUCUUCUGCCGCAUGAUUGACACGGCUCAGCAGUUGCGCAAUGAUAAGCUCCUGGAGCAGUGUCGUGUUGCCAAGGCAAGGUGCCAAGAAACUUACCACCUGCUGCUGCUUCGGCGGAACACACUCCGGCGUGCUAAAGACCAUCUUGCCUCUGAGCUUACAAGUGGUGGUUGUGGAGUGGCAUUGGAGGCAUCUCAUCAAGAUCAAGGUUUGGACCUUGCUGAUGGCUUCUUGCUUCCCCACGACAGUGCUGUGCCAGCUGAAGCCUGUGGUACCGUGAAAAAUGGCAAGGCUUGCAGGGAGGAGCAAAAGAAUGAAGAAGAUUCACUCCCUGUGUGGGAGCCUCGGAAAACAAGCACUCCAUCAAUGGUGGAGUCUGAACUCUAUUCAGAUCCAUAUGGGAACAAUUAUUCAAGACCUUCUCACUAUAGGAGCAGCUCCAGUGUGGGCUCAUCGCUAAAUGGGCAUGUACAUAUGCAGAACAAUGAUGCAGCAGUGUUGACUGGUUCUGCAGCAAGCAAACCUGGUGCUGAUUUGCUUGACCAAACCUAUCAUUUGCCUGAGAAACCUAGGAAAUGUAAAGAACUGGAAGAAGCUGCAGAUUUGAAACUGUCUGCCCCAUUUGGGACAGCAAAGUUGGUUUUAGGUCGAACCAUAUCAAGCCCACUUCCAGCUACAAAUUCUGCUGCUGUCGUUUCGUCCAUUCCAUCUGUUUCAUUGUCGUGUAUUCACCGUCCUGUUAAGAAGAUCCUCAAACGUGCCAGCACUGCACCUUCCCCAAUUGUCGCAGCUUCUGUCAUUCAUGAGGAUCAAGCAACAGAUGCUCAUGGGAAGCAGCAGAAAGAUCCGCACUGUGGCAAAACACACAGUCUCAUGACAGGAAGCUCAGAAAGCCUGCCCAGCAUGCCAGAAGAAGAUGAAGAUUACCAGGACAGCCAACAGACUGACUCUAGUGCCAAGAGUAAGAAGAGCAGUUGGACGCCAGUCCCUGUCAACACACACCUUCAUCAACCUUCCCGCACCAUUCCAACAGGUCCUAUGGCUGACCUCCGUCUCUCAGAGGCCGAGAUGAAAAGCAGAAGGACUGUUUUACUGAUAAUGAGUGAAAUGGUUCAAACGGAACGAGACUAUGUCCAUUCGCUGCAGUACGUCAUUGAAAAUUACAUUCCAGAACUUCUCCGUCAAGAUGUACCACAAGUUUUGCGUGGCAAGCGCAAUGUUAUUUUUGGCAACAUUGAGAAGAUCUACCAGUUCCAUUCCCAGUUCUUCCUGCGCGAACUGGAAUGCUGUGAGCUGAACCCCUAUCUCGUUGGUCAUUAUUUCUUGCGCCAUGAGAAUGACUUCCACCUGUACACUUUGUACAACAAAAACAAGCCAAAGUCUGAUGACCUCAUGAUGGAGUUGGGCAAGCAUUUCUUCAGACAAAAGCAGUUGGAGCUGAAUGACCGCAUGGAUCUGGCCUCGUACCUUCUGAAGCCUGUGCAACGCAUGGGAAAGUAUGCCCUGCUGCUGAAGCAGAUUCUGAAGGAGUGUCCCGAUGCCGAAGCUGAGCAUGCAGACCUCAAGGCUGCAGAGGAGAUGGUCAGAUUUCAGCUUCGCCAUGGCAAUGACCUGCUGGCUAUGGAUUCUCUUCGAGAAUGUGAUGUAAAUCUACAAGAGCAGGGCAGGCUACUACGACAAGAGGAAUUUCUUGUCUUUCAAGGUCGAAGGAAAAUGAUGCGACGUGUGUUCCUUUUUGAGGAUCUUAUUCUCUUCAGCAAGACUCGCCGUGGCCGACAGGGACAGCAUGACAUUUAUGUUUACAAACAUAGCUUCAAGAUGGCAGAUAUUGGCCUCACUGAAAACUGUGGCGACAGUGGCUACAAGUUUGAGAUAUGGUUCCGGAGAAGGACACUUGGAGAAAACUACAUCUUGCAGGCACUUAACUCUGAAUCAAAGCGUGUCUGGGUGCAGGACAUCUCAAAACUUCUCUGGCGCCAGGCUCUCAAAAACAGAGAAUCUCACAUUAAUGAGAUGGCAUCAAUGGGGAUUGGUAACAAACCCUGUCUGGAUCUCAAACCCAGCUGUGACAACAUCCAGGAUAGAUCUCUUAACAUAAGUCUGUCCAACCGUGGAGCACGAACACGAAACUCCAUAGCUGUUUCAUCCUUCGAGUACCUACGGAAUGGGACGAAGAGGCCACAUUCCAUCAUCUCUGUCAGCAGUAACAGCUCUUCCAACAGCAGUCACUCCAGCCUGGGUCUUUUUGGCUCCCUCAACCUGGCAUUUGACCCUGUAGAUGUCCCCCACAUUCAGCGCCAAUCACUUUUAUCAAAUGAAAGUGGAAUAGAGGCGGAUAAUUCAAGCGGUGAUGGUGAUCCAGGGGGAGGCAAAUCAGACAAUGAGCAGAAAAUGAAUUCUUCUCCUGAAGAGCCUUGUGCUGAUGUGACUAGAUCACGAAAUUUCAACCAGAGAUUUGCAGAGCCAAUCAUGACAGAUGUUUGAAAUACAUUUUGACCCUUCUAGUCCAGCACAGCAGAGCUUCAUUACAGAAGUUAUGAGAGUCAAAAGUUUGCAGAAAGACAAGCUGAGGAUUCUCAUCCAUUCUAUUGCAGAAAGUCCCAAGCUUGAUGGCAUGUUAUUUGCAAACAGUUGGUCAUACAUCAAGUAACUUGCUUUUAUCUUCAAAUCAAAACUUUUCGUUCAUUGAAAGCAGUAUAGUAAUUGAAAAAGGGAAAUGAGUCUAACAUAAUAAUUGAAAAAAGUGUGAAGUAAAAAUUUUGUAUUUACAUCUGCCUUUUCUGCUGCAACAGAGAUUUGAUGUCUUUGGACUGGAGUCAUAUUGGUGAACUAUAGGGAGUGGUUUAAACUUACCUGAACUUUUUGUCACAUUCAAGGUGCAGGUGCUUAGAUAAGCCACCAUAACUAGUGUUAGACUGUACCUCAUCCUGUCUGACCACGAAUGUAUUAGACAUUUCUAUUGUGUAGCACAAGUCUGUGAACAGCUUUUUCUUUUCUGAUUUUUUCGAUGCCUUAAUGAGAAAAAGCAUGUUUCACUUGGUUACAUAUAAAAAAAAAUUGUUUAUACAUUGUUAUUACAUUAUGAAUAACGAGCCCAUGAUUGAGCAUGUUUUGCUUUCCUAGCUCAUAAAAUUUAGGAUAAAAAAAAGUCAUUUAAAGUCGUGUCUCAGCAGAUCAAUGUACAUAAUUGUGUAAAUUAACGCCAAGAAUUUCAAAUUUAGUCAGAUUAUGUUUUGAGUGAUUAAAACUUGUAAAUAUGCACAUACAUAUGGAGAAAAGCUGAUGCUUGAAAGUUGGCUAGUCUCUUUUCUCCACCUCCUUCUCCUCCCCUUGCCCUCGCUACCUGCCAUAAGGGAAUCAUUUAUGUUGCACAGACAUAUUUCUACAGACUAUUUUUAAGAGCACUUUUCAUCUUCCUUUCAUUUUAGAAGCUACCUCCCCUCCUCCCCCUUUCAGUCUAUCCUGCACAGACUUCCACCACACUCAUGGACACAUAUACAAGUAUUUUAUAGAUAUCAAAUAUCUCAUUUUUAAGCAUGCCUGUUCAUAUUGGCAUCUGUAAAGGGUGAACUCAUUUUAUGAAAGUAUCUUUCUCACCUUAUGAAUCUCAUUAUUACCUGCUGCUACUCUUUUUUUUUUUCUUCCUAUUGGGAGGAAAAAUUGAUUUCAGAAUACAAAAGAUGGUAUUGAAUGACAAAUCAAAAUGUCUUCAUUUGAUAUACUGGCAUUGAAGAUAUUGUCCUUUGUAUUAAAGUUAAGGUAGUUGGGAGACUUUAGUAUAUAACACUGUACAGUCACGUUCAAGCAGAUUUUCCUGGUGCAUGUAUCCAUUUCAGCUCUGAAGAUUAAAUGGUGUUGCUCUCAAUGGAAAUGGGGCCAAGUUUUCACAGAGAGAGCAUUCACAACAACUUUUCUAGGUAAACAGGCUUUGUAGGCAGCUUGAAAAUUGUGUUAAUGUUGAUUAAAAAAAAACUGCAGGUUUGUUAAAAUUAUUUGAAGCAUGCAAACAUUAAAUGUAAAGGUGAAAUUAAUGGCCUUAAUUAAUUAAUCUCCUCUGCAUUGUAGCAGAAGUUGUCACAAACAUUACUACAGUUUUGUCUUUGUAAAUUUGUAGUGUCCUCAGUGCAUGUUUUACCCAUUAUGCUAACACAUUGUGUUAACCAGGCAGUCUGUGUAAUAAAGGCAGUGAGCUUACAAUUGUGGGCAGCCAGGUUAAAGUGUUAAGAAAUAGAUCUGACACUUAGCAUUUAAUUGUUUAUAUUUUUUAAAAGAUUUUUUUCACCACUUGUGUUAGGGUGUGUGCACAUGUAAAGAAUUUAUUUUAAUAUUUUGUUUCAUUUCUUUUGUUUUUCAAUACAUAUUUAUGAUACACGAUGUGUAAUAAAAAGGCAGGAAAUUGAUACAUGUGAUUGCUGUAACAUAAAUCCAGGAAAAUGAUAUAAGCAUGAGAGACAGAGUGUUAUUAUUUUGUCAUGUGUUCAUUUUGUUAAUCACAGGUACAAAAAUUUGAGGAAUCGUAAUUGUUUGGAUGCUUCCUAAAGCAUUCAGUUGUACAUAGGAACUUUCUUGACAUUUAAAUAAUGGGUAUGUUAUUGCCUAUAGAUGUGCAUGUAAGCAAGAGUGGAUAAAUGGGAAAUACCAGCAUGGAUGACAUUGUAAUGAGUUUAUACCAUCAUUUUGUAUUCCCAUACUAUUUUCACAUCUUCAUGUGAGGCUGCGUUCAUUUUCUACCUCAAAAUUAUGGACUGUUACUGCCACACUUAUAAAGUGUUACUUUUUCUGUAAUUGGUUUGCUUUUAAUGUUGUUCAGAUCACCUGAAUGUAACUCAUCUGUAGUUAUGCCAGUCUGCUUUGGUAAUGUUUUGCAUUCUGUGGGGUCUCUCCACAGGAUAAGGACAAAGGUCAGCCCCACAUUGUUAAAAUCAAAGAAACAAUUGCAGCGGCGAAUUGUGAGUGCACUCAAAUUAUUUGUGCUGGGAAAAGGGUAUAGGGAAGAGAGCAUUGUUUUUUGUUGGGGUUUUUUUUACCAUUGCCAUGCAUGAGCAUAGUAAAGUGUAUCAAAAGUCAAAAUAACUUUAUUUUACGAAAAAUAUCCUGCCUCUCUACCUACCCUUUAAGUUUGCAUUUUCAUUGUAGAAUGUAUGCAUUAAAAUAGAUAAGAAAUUUCAUACAUCAGCACAUUGGUUAAGUGUGUCAUUCUCCAGUAACAUAUCAUUAAUAACCAUGAUCACCUACCACCUUUUCAUCUUCCAGUCUAAAAUACUAGCACGUGUGCUGUUUCCAUAUAUGUGUACAAUAUUUUGUGGCAUGUUUCUCGAGUUUACUAUAAAAUGAAGGUCUUUUUUUCAAAAGUGCGUGAGAGUGAGAGAGAGUGUUGGCAUGUGUUUAAGGGGGCAGGGGGACAAGCACAGCAAUGCAAAUUAACACAGCAUUGUGAACUCACAGAUAAGUCAUUUCACUUUAAGAUUUACAAAUCUGUUUAAAGAUCUGGCUGCGUUUCUACUUUUUAUGGGAGGAAGCAAUGAGUUGAAGGUAUUUAUUACCAUAAUGAUCAAUGUAUUUUAAAAAAUUCCAUUUUUGUAAUGUAUUUCUUGCAUACCACAUUUUCCCAGACCUUUUAUACAUCUUGAAAAGACAGUAGGCCAAGGGAAAAGUUUUUUAUGGCUGGUUGAUAUAUUUUAGAAGAAUGUUCUCAUUUCUCUUGCAAUAAUGGCCCUCAUGUUCAGUCUUGGUAUUGUUGAUUCAUUAUUCUUACUGGACACUAUAAAAAUUGCCUAGAUGAAUUAAAAUUUUAAAACUCC
Molecule: messenger RNA, 9472 nt
Organism: Pomacea canaliculata
Lineage: Eukaryota; Metazoa; Mollusca; Gastropoda; Architaenioglossa; Ampullariidae
Exons: 25
Coding region: 1320-6155 (1611 amino acids)
Molecular function (GO): guanyl-nucleotide exchange factor activity
Source: RefSeq, a predicted model, not a curated record